CGAACUGCCAUCGUUUCAUAACACUUGCUCAUUCCUCUCAUCACCAUUGCUCUCGCCGGCGAGGGCCACCAGCCUGUCAGUGCUUUCUGCGCGUGCGUGCACAAGAUCAACCGUCCAGAACGCCAAUGCCGCUGCCCGACGAACGGCCACGUCAGAGUGUUGCCAACCUCAUAGGCAGAUUCGAGCAGCAGACUAAGAAGCAGCAGUCCGCGGGGUCUACCGUCUCGCCUCGGUCGUCGAGCGUCGCAUCGCAGCACACUGGAGAUGCCGCUAAGGAGGAGCUGAGGGAGAAGCGGGAAUGGCCCCCAAAGCCCAAAGCCCCCAUCGUUGCGAGCGGGUUCGAGUCUAAGGUGGAGGGUACGACCAAGUCCCCAGAGCCGCCUGCACCUGCACGUUUGCCUGAACCCGAGCCUGAGCCCGCGGCUGCACCUGCUGAACCCGGACCUACCGUUGAGGAGAAAGCUGCAGAGCCGGCUCCUGUGUCCCCUACAAUUCCUGAUAAGGCCGUCUCCCCCACUCCUUCGUCCCCGAAGAAGACCGCGCCUGCGUCCAAGCCCGCGUCCGGACGCCCAUCUACCGCUACUGCGCGUACGCCUGCAACCCCGUCCAAGGCUCGCGAAGGGAGACCAAGCACUGUGAACGCGAAGUCCACCUCAGCGCGCACGCCCGCAAAGUCCCCACCAUCUUCGUACCACCCCGGUCUAUCGACCUCAGCCGUCUCCAUCUCAUCUACGGUGAAGACGGCGGGCUCCGCGAAGGCGACGCCGUCGCGGUCCCGGCCGUCCUCGCGUGCGUCGGUUACGCCUUCGCGGCCGAAGACCCCAUCUUCUACUCGGCCGAAGACGCCUUCCCACACGACGUCCCCGAAGCCGAAGCCGACGCCGUCGUCUGGGCUCUUCGCGCCGACCGCCGCAUCGCUCGCUCGCGCCCGCAACGCUGAUGCUGGGCCGCCUCCCCCCGUGCGGAAGCCCACCGCCUCCAAGGACACGCUGGAGAGGCUGAGCAAGCCCACAGCGGCGAGCAUCUCCAAGGUUCGCGCGCCCACCUUGCCCACCCAUGCUCCGGCCAAUGCGGGGCCUGCGAAGACGACCACUACGACUACGAAGACCACCUCUGCUACGCGUGCGACUCCUCCUGCUCCACGAGAGUCGCAUACUACGCUCAAGCCGAGAGUUGGCCUUGCUGGCGCGAAGCUGAAGGAUGCUAAGGCGAAGGUCGCACCUGCCGCCUCGCCUGGAGCUGCUGCUGCUACUGCUGCUGCUGCUGUACCCCAAGAGGAGCAUCGCGAAGAGGCCGAGCACCAUGAAGAGCUUGGUACGCACGAGCAUGAGGAGUCCGGUGGUACCUUGGUCGACGAGCCCGAGCAUGUGGAGCACCACGAUGAGCCAGAGGAGAUGCACGAGGGCGAGUUCCACGUCGAAGAGCGUCAUGAGGAGGAACAUCAGGACGAGGAGCUCCACGACGAGCAGCACGAAGUCCACGAUGAAGCACCUCAAGCGGAGGAGGAACAUGAACAGGAGCCUGAGCACGAAGAAGAUCCCGUCGCGGAGCCCAAUCCCGUCCCAGAGUCCGAGCCUGUCGAGCACGAGGACUCUACUGGGGAGCACAACGUUGAGGCCGAGGAGCCUCGCGAGGAAGAAGCCGCAGAGUCGCAUACCACCGAGGAUAUAUCCGUUGCAUCCGGAGAGGCGGAGGCGGAAGCUUUUCAUAGCGAGUCCGAGAGCCAUGUCGACACCGAGUCCGACACGGUCGCAGGAUCUGUCGCCGCAGACAAGACGGGCAACGAUCUCGAGGACAUGGUGAAGUUCCUCGAGACUGCCCCUGUAGUCGGCCCGAUCAGCAUGGUCGACAUCCCCGACGAAGUCGCUAGUAUCCCGGACGAGGACUGAAGUCAAAUGGAAACGGGUACAGGGUUCGAUGAGGAUCAAGGUGGGUAGUCUGCCUCCCCAUCGUCGUGAUUGUUGAAUGCAAUAUCGAAUAUCAUUUACAUGUAUGUAUUCUGAAUACAGUGGACCGCAGUCGUUCUCUCUUCCUUUCAACCUGGUUUCCGCGCUUCAUAUGAUACUCGUCAAUCGCUCAUGCUCUAACUUACAGAUCACCCUUAUUUUUCAUCGAUCACCGAACUCUCCUCUAAUGCGUCCUUUCUGAGCCAUCCGAUGCCGCUGAUAUCUGCCACCACAUAGUUCUGCCUGGUACGGUUACAGAUACAUACGCUUUCGUUCUCUCGUACCCUCGCAUCCUCGUAACGAUUCACGAAUCUAUACGUUAGUCUCGCGUUGUUUCUUGAGUCUUAUGCUGGCGCACUCGCACCGUCUCCCUGUUCCGUCGCCACUAGUAUACCAGACGCGUAGCAAUCACAAGAGCAGUGAAACGGGAUCACAAGUAUUGUUCAUAGCUUCCAUUAUGACGCCUGCGUUGACCAUUGACCCCG
Dichomitus squalens LYAD-421 SS1 is the source of this 2431-nucleotide messenger RNA. RefSeq lists its product as uncharacterized. The record is from RefSeq and is a predicted model, not a curated record. The coding region runs from base 126 to 1889 and encodes 587 amino acids. NCBI's taxonomy places the organism in Eukaryota, Fungi, Basidiomycota, Agaricomycetes, Polyporales, Polyporaceae. The transcript is spliced from 2 exons.